GUAUUAAAGAGAGGAGGCACACCUCUUUGCUGAAAAGCAGGACACACUUCAGAUCAUCUGAACACAAGAACAAGCCGUCCCUCUGCUUACAGUUCAGGAUAAAAAAAAUGAAGGCAGCAGUGUGUGUCGUCCUUCUCUUGUCAGUCCUGUACCAAGGAGAAGCUCUGAGAUGCAACUUCUGCUUCUCCAGUGAUGCAAACCUCUGCACCCCAACCAGCAUCCAGACUUGUAGCGGAAUAUCUAAUGCAUGUGGUGCUGUCAUACUCACCGGCCCACUGAACUAUUCCUUUCGUCAGUGCAUGAACAUGGCUGUGUGCCAGGGUUUCAUCACAACACCUGGUGCGUUUGCACAGUGCUGCAGCACCGACCUCUGCAACUGAACCUCCUCACCUGGAAUCACCUCUGAUGUCUGACUUCUGAGGUUCUCUGCUGGCUUAAUGGUGCUGCUGCAUCAGCUUUGAGCGGUUCUGCUGAUUGAAGCUGGAUGGCAGCAGAGCAUCA
Molecule: messenger RNA, 501 nt
Organism: Melanotaenia boesemani (Boeseman's rainbowfish)
Lineage: Eukaryota; Metazoa; Chordata; Actinopteri; Atheriniformes; Melanotaeniidae
Product: lymphocyte antigen 6D-like
Exons: 4
Coding region: 108-380 (90 amino acids)
Source: RefSeq, a predicted model, not a curated record